Molecule: messenger RNA, 1833 nt
Organism: Kalmanozyma brasiliensis GHG001
Lineage: Eukaryota; Fungi; Basidiomycota; Ustilaginomycetes; Ustilaginales
Product: protein of unknown function DUF89
Exons: 1
Coding region: 1-1833 (610 amino acids)
Biological process (GO): DNA damage response
Cellular component (GO): nucleus; cytoplasm
Molecular function (GO): phosphatase activity
Source: RefSeq, a predicted model, not a curated record
AUGGUUUGGUCACCUCCCGUCGCACCGUCGUCUGCCAAAGACAAGUCUAGCUUCGCAUACGAGUCGACCGUCCAUCGAUGGCCCGCCAUCUUGACCCAGGUCAUCGAUGGUAUCUACAGCGCCAAUCAUGCGCUGGCCUACUCCCGUACCAACCAGACUGCCAAGAUCGAGGAGGGAAAGCAGAUCAUCGAACAGGUCGCAGCGCUCAAGCAUGACAUGAGCCGGGACCGUCCUCUCGAGGCCAUCGGGGUCGUCUCGAGCAAGGACGCCGACGAAGGUCCCUCGACCGAGCUCUUCGAUUCGACCAUCGAGAAGGAAAAGUGGACCUGGUUCUCAGCGCCAUGGCUCUUCGCCGAAUGCUACCUGUACCGUCUGUUGAGGACCUUCUUCGGGCGCAGCGAGCACUGGAAGCAGUACGACCCCUUCUCCAAGACUAAGCUCGACACCUUCAAGAGCUCCGGUACUGCCAUCAGCGCCCUUGCUGUCACCAUCGAGGAUCUUGUCGCCAAGUCGCUUUCGUCCCAGCAAGGACCCGAGUCGACUCCCGAAGGCCGUGAGAUUCUGUUCCACGAGAUGGCGCAAAUGUCGCUGUGGGGCAACGCCACCGAUCUCAGUCUGCUCACCAACCUCUCGUACUCGGAUCUGCAAGCUCUUCAAACUACUGGCCGCGAGCAGCAGGAAGCUCGCAGCAAGUUCAUCCUGGCCAACGACCUCGACCAGGCUUGGCAGAAGAUCUCGUCGCUCAAGGAUGGACGGGUCGACAUUGUGCUGGACAAUGCAGGCUUCGAGCUGAUCACGGACAUGAUCUUUGCCGACUGGUUGCUGACCACGCCUCACGUGGCUGAGGUAGUCUUCCAUCCCAAGAACAUGCCCUGGUUCGUGUCGGAUGUGACACCGCCUGACUUCCGACACACGAUUGAGUCGUUGCUCGAGCCCAGCUUCUUUGCGCGACGGGACGAGUCUGGACAGGAUCGUCACCGCAGCGUGAGCCGUAGUCGGGACCUGCAGGCCGACCCUAGCAAGUACUCGUUCAACGCUUCGGGUGGACAGGAGAUGCCUCGAUCUGGUUCGCGCUCGCUACAGAUGGCUGACAGCAGUGAUCGUGGCCGCUCGCCUCAUCCUCCAGGAAGCAAGAACUUGCAGGCCAGGGAUGGCAGCGUCGACUCGACUGGACGAGGACGCGCUCCUGCGGGCAGCCGCAACUUCCAGAUGGACCCUGCUUACUUCCGCAACGCUCGCAGUCAGACCAUCUCUCCGUCUCGAUCGUACGUCAUGGACAGCGCGCGCUUCUCUUCGCUCUCGAUUCACGAUGAGGAAGGUGGCGACGACGAGCGCGACGGCCGAGGUCGUUCCACCACGGUCAAGGACGAGACGCCGUCAUCGCAGACGCCUGUGCAAGCCAUGGUGAGGAGGUGGAUGAAGCACAUGGAAAGCGGCCGCUUCAAGCUCUCUGUCCCACUCGACACUCUUCUCGGCGCUGAUACUGGCUCUGCUAACGGCUUCUGGACUCAGCCCGUGUCGUACGCCAACAUGGCCACCUACUCGCCUGAGCUGCACCAAGAGCUCGCCAGCAAGAGCGACCUAGUCAUCUUCAAAGGUGAUCUCAACUACCGCAAGCUCACGUCGGACGCUACAUGGAAGUCGGACACGAGCUUCAAGGAGGCUCUGGGACCGCUUGCUGGUACGAUCGAGAUCUUGGCGCUGAGGACCAACAAGGCUGAUGUGUGCGUGGGACUCAAGCCGGGACAGGAGGCGGAGGUGGAGAAGGAGGAUCCCAAGUGGCGAGUGGAUGGUAAGUGGGCUGUGGUGCAGUACUGUCCCAAGACCAAGUAG